Molecule: messenger RNA, 1806 nt
Organism: Oryzias melastigma (Indian medaka)
Lineage: Eukaryota; Metazoa; Chordata; Actinopteri; Beloniformes; Adrianichthyidae
Gene: cdk4
Product: cyclin-dependent kinase 4
Exons: 8
Coding region: 260-1222 (320 amino acids)
Biological process (GO): regulation of G2/M transition of mitotic cell cycle; regulation of gene expression; protein phosphorylation
Cellular component (GO): nucleus; cyclin-dependent protein kinase holoenzyme complex; cytoplasm
Molecular function (GO): cyclin-dependent protein serine/threonine kinase activity; ATP binding; cyclin binding
Source: RefSeq, a predicted model, not a curated record
GUGAAAACUUAAGCUCCGCCCCCGAGAAGCUAAAGCAACAGGAAGAUAAUCGAAAACGAGCGCUGGCUGGAAGGAAAGCGGCGGAGGCCGAAAUCUUUUCCACAUCAAAGUCGCUGCUCGGCCGUAAACUUCAGCCUGGACUCGACCUGCCACCUCUGACCCGGUUCUGAGAGCUAUACGUGGCAGAUAAACGAACAUGCUCUCGGAACUAAAGUGAGCUCUCUUGCCACUAAAGAGAGAAAAAAGGCAGAGGCUGAGCAUGGCGCAGUGCACCGGUCUGCAGUACGAGCCGGUGGCAGAGAUCGGUGGCGGCGCUUACGGGACCGUCUACAAGGCUCGGGACAUCGAGAGCGGCAAGUUCGUCGCCCUGAAGAACGUACGUGUCCAGACGGACCAAAAUGGCCUCCCGGUCUCCACGGUCAGAGAGGUGGCACUGUUGAGGCGUCUAGAGCAGUUUGACCACCCCAAUGUGGUCAGGCUCAUGGAUGUGUGUGCCACCAAGAGAUCAGACCAGGAAACCAAAGUCACUCUGGUGUUUGAGCACGUGGACCAAGACCUGAAGACGUAUCUAGAGAGAGCUCCAGCUCCAGGGUUGUCACCAGAGCGCGUGAAAGACUUGAUGAAGCAAUUGCUUUCUGGCCUCGCCUUCCUCCACUCAAACCGCGUGAUGCACCGAGACCUGAAACCCGAGAACAUUCUGGUGACCAGCCAGGGUCAGGUCAAGCUAGCAGACUUUGGCUUAGCGCGGAUAUACAGCUGCCACAUGGCCCUGACUCCUGUGGUGGUGACGCUGUGGUAUCGACCCCCCGAAGUUCUGCUGCAGUCCAGUUACGCCACUCCUGUGGACAUUUGGAGCACGGGCUGCAUCUUUGCCGAAAUGUUUAGACGCAAACCUUUGUUCUGCGGAGAGUCAGAGAUGGACCAGCUUGGCAAAAUCUUUGAAGUUCUUGGCUUACCCCCAGAGGAGGAGUGGCCCACCGAUGUUACCGUGUCCAGAAAAAACUUCCCCCCUCUCAUGGCUCGCCCAAUAACUGAUUUUGUCCCAGAGAUCAAUGAGGAGGGGGUCCAACUAUUGCUGCAAAUGUUGACUUUCGACCCUUUGAAACGAGUGUCGGCCGUGAAGGCUCUCGAGCAUCCGUACUUCCAGGACGAGGAGCCGGCGACUCAGACAGAAAGCUUGAAUCAGGGAGUAAAAAGCGCCGCAGGAGGCAUCUGUGUUUGAGUUCAAGAUUCCUUCUAUUGAUUUUCCGUGUUGUUCCUGCAUCCGAAUCAAGGUUUAAACACUCAGACAAGCGAGCUGGAGGGUCACCGGCACCGACGUGGAAGUGUCAUCAUCUGUGUUCCCUCUUUAAAGACAGAACCAGUGGUUUUAGUGCUGUCUUCAGCAGGGACUGAUGGAUCUAAAAUGCUGCUCGAGUUGUUUUACAGAGUGUUUGACCAACCAGAGGGUUGUCCACGUAUGUUAGUGUUGGUUCUAAAGGAACAGGAACGCCUUUCAUUUUUAACACAACUGUAGAGAUCAGAGAAAAUGAUUCCUAAAUGUUUCUAGAUCAUGUAAAAUAGGAAGAAGAACUGUCUAAAGUAUUUAAGCGCACAAAGAAGACGCACAUUUCAACAUCACUGGUGUUACCCCUUACAGUCUUACCAAGUACAAGUAUUUUUUUAUGGGCUUCAUUUCAUGCUUUUAGUAAAUUUUGUUCCGUUCACCUGAAAUCAGCCAGUUCUGCCACGCCGUUGAGUCUAGAAAAGUGUUUCAAUCGCUGUUGUUUUCUGUGAAAAAAUGAAUAAACGCAACACAUGAACAGA